AUGGAGGACGAGAUUCCUUUGCAGGAAUAUAAACCCUUCUCCGAGAUUAUUAAAGAAACCAACGCCAGAGAGCAGCAGCCACCAGUUGUCGAAGUUUCAGAUAAUAAUUCAUGGCAAUCACACUCGGGCUCAGUGGAAUAUACACCGAAGCCAUCAACGUCUAGCACAUCGGCUGAGCAAAAGCCUGUCUCCAUUGAUAACAUAGAAAAUGCUAUUUACGGCGAGUUGGUAAACCCACAAUUGGACGACUCUACACCGCCGACUGUGCGAACUGCCGCGCACGGUUUCUUCACCGAACUACUUGGCCAGCAAGAACCGGCCAAUUCUGACGAAAUCAGUGGAAAUCAGCAUGAAAACACCACUACCAAAGAUGCAAUAGAAACUCAAAACCUUCCAGCAAAUGCAGAUAAUAUGGGAUAUGCCAAUUAUAGUACAUCAAUUGACGGCACAGAGGCUGCCGAAGUAAAAGCAGCCGCUGAAAGUUAUCAAAAUGAACCCCAAAAUCAAGCCACAUACGACACAGCAAACUCUGAAUACUACCAGCAAGCGGCGGCAGCAGAACGGGCUUACGAUGGUGCAGAAGCAACAAAUGCUUACGCUGAGUAUCCAACAAACCAAACAGCCGAUUUGAAUGCCGCGCGCGGCGACGCUAACCAACAGCUUCAAGAGCAGCAGCAACAACAACAGGAGUACACGCAACAAGAUUAUGAAAAUUAUGAUGCAACGCAGUAUGGCAACUAUGAUCCCAACGCAUAUCCGGGCUACAUAUAUGAUGAAGCCACUGGUCAAUAUGUCGUCGAUCCGCAAUAUGUGGCGCCCGAAGGAAGUACUGCUGAAGGCGUUUACGCAUCGCAGGAAUAUCAGGGUGGCCAGGGUCAGGAAGUUAGUUAUGCGUAUGAAGACAAUGCCUACGCCGCUGCGGCACCAACUGCAGCGGAUGAUGGCAGCGCUAGUGCUACCCUAACUACCGCCGAAGUAGCGAAUGUGCCGCCGCCAGAACUGCAAUUAGAGCCGACGCCUGAACCAGUAGUAACUGAACCAGUUGCACCUCCAACGACCAGCGAGCCUAAAGUCUUGAAACCUACAUCGAUUCUUUCGACAGCGGAUAAGCUUGCCGCACAGAAUGAGGCGCAAAAGAAGAAGAAACGCGUAAAUUUUGUGGAUAGCAGCGAAACGGAUGACAGCUCGAGUGCUGCUAAGUUGCCAGCUGCAGGCGCUGUAGGCAAUGAAAGCGAUUUUGAUUUUUCAAGUGGCGCAGAAACUUCGGCGGGUUAA
Rhagoletis pomonella (apple maggot) is the source of this 1275-nucleotide messenger RNA. RefSeq lists its product as uncharacterized. Bases 1 to 1275 code for a protein of 424 amino acids. The transcript has a single exon. The record is from RefSeq and is a predicted model, not a curated record. NCBI's taxonomy places the organism in Eukaryota, Metazoa, Arthropoda, Insecta, Diptera, Tephritidae.